Acanthochromis polyacanthus (spiny chromis) is the source of this 3666-nucleotide messenger RNA. RefSeq names its product golgi integral membrane protein 4a (gene golim4a). Bases 458 to 2593 code for a protein of 711 amino acids. The record is from RefSeq and is a predicted model, not a curated record. NCBI's taxonomy places the organism in Eukaryota, Metazoa, Chordata, Actinopteri, Pomacentridae. The transcript is spliced from 16 exons. Gene Ontology annotation, cellular component: Golgi membrane; Golgi apparatus.
GACUUCCUCCAGAGUUGCAGUUGGAUGGCAAGCAGUGGCUCGGCUGACACGUAACUAAAGUUAAAGGUGCUAUGGAGGCCUCGUCGUGGACUGGAGUCACAGCUUUUCCGUAGGUUUGUCAGAAUUGCACCGCGAAAGUCUGCGGCUGAAGGAGGAGACCCACGCAGGGGUCCGUCAGCGUCGGUUUGUGCCGCAUUUCAAACGGGCAGAGUUUCACUUGAAGUCAGGCGAAAAUCUGAGCGGCUACUUUGAAGUCGCAGGAGAGAGUCGUGCUAAAAUAAUGUUUACAACUCGCAGCAGCUAACUCGUGUUUUCUGCCUGGAAAUGCUCGGGGAGUGAGCAGAAGAGGGGGACUUCUGUAGUCUUCGGGGUAAAAAAAAAAAAGUUGGGACGGAACUUUCCAGCAGCAGAGACGGGUCUUUCUCACUCAGACAGCGGGGAGGGGUGCGGGUCCAACAUGGGAAACGGGGUGUGCUCCCGGAGGCAGCGGAGGAUCUUCCAGUGUCUCCUGCUGGUCACCGUGGUCUGCGGGAUGAUGUACGGGGGCAUGAUAUCGUAUGAAAUGCACACACAGCUCAAGAGGACCGAGGCGAUGGCGCUCAAGUAUCAGCAACAUCAGGAGUCCCUCUCGGCACAACUCCAAGUGGUGUAUGAGCAUCGUUCCAGGUUGGAGAAGUCUCUUCAGAAGGAGAGGUUAGAGCACAAAAAGGCCAAAGAAGAUUAUCUAGUUUAUAAACUCGAAGCACAACAGUCACUGAACAAGGAGAAGCAAGACUCCAGCAGCAGAUUCAACUCUUUACAAGUGCAACAUCAGAUGUUAAAGAAUCAGCAUGAGGACCUAAAGAGGCAGUAUUAUGGACUGCAGGAGCAGCACCAAGUCCAGGGCGAGGACCACAGCCGGCUGCUGGAUGAACACAGGGAGCGCUACAACAAACUGCAGCAAGCCAAAGAGAUGGAAGUCUCCCAACUCAAAGAGAAUGUAUAUAACCUAAGAGAGGAGAACAAGCAGCUGAGGAAAGCUCACCAUGACAUUCACACACAGCUACAGGAUGCACAGGUCCAACAUCAGGACCUGAAGGCAGCUCACAACCAGCUCGCACUGACACUGGAAGACCACAAGAGUGCGCUGGCUGCAGCUCAGAUGCAGGUGGAUGAAUACAAGCAGUUCAAAGAAUCCCUCAAAAGAGUACCCAACGUGGCAGAUCAUGGGCAAAACCACAUCCCUCAGCAGCAGCUGGCAGCCAAUGUAGCACCUGAGCCUCAUGAGCAUGAAAACCAACAUGGUGCCUUACUGGAACAGAAACAUAAAGAGGAGACCAUCCAUGAAGAUCACCAGGCUCACCAGGACACUGAGAUGAGGUUGGACCACAGAGUGGAGGAAGUCCAUGCCCAGUCUGACAUCAAGCCUCACCCAACUGUAUCCCAGCGCACCGUGUCUGAGAAAGACGAAGACAGGGAGGGAGAGGCGGAGAGGAGAAGGGAGCUGGCAGAGGAGGAGAUGGCCCAAGCAGGACAGCCUCAGAAGCUGGAGGAGGAUCCUGACCAGCUACAGGAUGAGCAACAGGAGGAAGGGGAGGAGCCAGAACAAGAGCAGCCAGAUGAGAACGCCUUGGACCGACACAGACGCCAGCCACAGCCGGAUCCCCAUAGGGAGCUCCAUCAGGAGCCUCAGCUGCAGCACCAGGCACAGGCCCAGGUGGAGCAUGUGAAGUCAGCCUACGAGCAGCAGCAGGAGCAGCAGCGCCUCGAGGCUCAGAGGGCCGAAGAGCGCAGGCAGAUCCAGAUGCGACAAGAGAACCUGCAGGCCCAGAGAGAGAGGGUGCUGAAGGAGAGAGAGCAGAGGCUGAAGGAGGAGCAGGAGAGAGAGGAGCAGCAGCACAGGGAGGCAGACAGACGGGAGCAGCAGCUGAGAGAGGAGCACCAAAGGAAGAGGACAGAAUAUGAGAACAUGGACAAUGACAUAGUCCAAGGAGAAGAAGAAGGUCACACUGACGAUGAAGAAGAUAGAGAUGUUCAUAUGUUACACGAGGAGGAGGAGAAACAAGAGGUGGAUCACAGAGUGCCUCCACAUCAGCAGGGUGCUGUCGAUGGUGAGCUGGACCCCGAGGACGACCCCAACAACCAGGGAGAGGAUGAGUUUGAGGAAGCCGAGGAUGAGCGGCUGCCGCACAGGGUUCCUGAAGAGGAACAAGAGAUUGUAGAAGAGGAAGAGGAGCCGGCAGCACCAGCCCAGCACAUAGACGCACACCCAGGACCUGAACAACCCGCUGUGGAGGAGGAACUGGUGAUGGCUGGAAACCCAGAUCAACAGGAAGACAAUCUGGAUGACCAGUACCAGGAGGAAGAUGAGGCCCAGGAGGACAUAGCUGGUGGGCAAAAGAGAGAGGAGGUAGAAGAGGAAGGAGAGGAGCCGUAUAACGAAGAGAACGUAGAACAGGAUGAAGUAAAACACCAGGAAGGACCAAGAAAGGAGGGAGAUCACAGAAAUGACAUGAACAAUAAUGAGGAAGAGAAUUACGAGGAGGAAGAAGAGGAGGUAGAGGAGGACACAGCUGGUCGGGACAAGGGAACCAAUCGGAGGGCAGAAAUGUAGGACGGGCGUGAACAUUGACCAGUCGCAGUGCCUUUUUGGCUGCCUAUAGAGCCAGUCAGGUCUUUCUUUCUCUUGAUUCCCAAAGGAAUAAAACCAGCCAUCCAUUCAGAAUUCCAGUUAGGAAAAUCGGGAUAUCAUGCUUGGAAGAUGGGGAUGCUAUUCCAAACACUGUGGGGUUGGAACGGAUCAGCUUACACUGUGGAAAAGGACACGACUUGCAGGGCACAAAGGGGAUAUAUUCUGUAUAUUUUUUUUUAUUCCUUGGCUUCUCUGUCUGCUCGCAUGUCUGCCUGAUUGCCUGUCUGGUUCUGUUUUCUUGUUCUAACAGCAGUCAAACAGAGAAUGUAUUUUUAUCAAUGUGCUGUCUUUGAGUAUGUGUAAAGAAAGCAAAGAUAAAUUAUGUUAUUCUAUGUCCUCAUGUGCAGGCCUCUAUAUGUAUGUUUUAUGCAGACAGUUUUAUUCUUUGUAGAGCUCAAAUGUUAAUUUCAUCUUGCAUUCCAAUCAAUCAAGUCUUUUUCUGUUAUUUAUUGUUGACAAUCGUAUAAGGUGCAGCAUUUCUAUUUUUUCCCCUAACUGAAGUAGUUUGUGUCACAGCGACUUUUACAAACUUCUUGAGGCUGACACACACAGGAGCGUUUUCACCGGGUCUUUCUGCAAAUGCCAAUCACACAGUGACAUUUCAGCUGAAGCUGUUCUUUGCUCUCAGAGUCACACUGACAUGUGCCUUUCCAUUCUUGGAAACCUCUUUUAGGUCAUAGUCGUUUUAAACUCGGUAUUCUAAUAGGACAGGACAGAUCAGAGCAUGCCGGUUAGUGCUGCUGCUCUCGUAUAAUGCUUCAGCCUUAAAUGGUGAAUCAUUUCAUGUCAACUGCUGGUGUGGAUUACAUUCACAAACCUGAUGCAUUUUAAUGCAGCGACUUUAGUCUACUGUACAAUGUAUAGUAAAAUGAAAUGCUGUCUGUUUGUUACACCGGUUAUGUUUGAUACGAAAUAGUGGGAUUUUGAUUGUAUUGAACCAUGUUUGCCAUCUGAACGGUGUGCGUGGAAUAAAGAAGUCAAAGGAUUUCCAUUAA